Molecule: messenger RNA, 3386 nt
Organism: Corvus hawaiiensis (hawaiian crow)
Lineage: Eukaryota; Metazoa; Chordata; Aves; Passeriformes; Corvidae
Gene: C25HXorf65
Product: chromosome 25 CXorf65 homolog
Exons: 7
Coding region: 622-1149 (175 amino acids)
Source: RefSeq, a predicted model, not a curated record
CAUCCUUUCAAGCCUUGCCCAGCACCCCGACAUGGCCUGUGCAUGUUUUAAAUACACCCAGUAAGUUCUGCUGGCAGAGACCUCAAAGGUCUCUACAAAUGUGAUUUUUCUGAGCAAAGAUACACUGAACUAUUCCUGAAGGGAUAGCUGCUGGUGUCCAGUGCUCUGGGAGCCUGAUUUUCAAUUUUUAAACAUCCCCCUUGCCAUUCUGCUUCCCUUGUCCUGUCUGUGUGAGAGCAGGGCUGUGAGGAGGGAAAGGUUUCCAUGGAACAGGAGCAGAAUCCCCUGCACAGCAUUCCUGAUCUCCAGGGAAAGGGCAGCAACACAAGAUUUGAGCCAGCACAGUCCCUUGGCAACCCCCCCAGGGAGGCUCCAGCCAGCAGCAAAGCCAAUUCUCCUCUCAUUGUGGUAUUUACUGAUUUGUUUACAUGUGCACAGCUUGGUGAGCCCACUCCUUCCUGGUUCCUAGGCACAAAGCUGUGUUUGCUCCUUGCAUAACCCCUGUGGGUGCUCAGAGAGUGAGACUGGGGUGCCCAGGAGCCGGGACAGGAGCUCUCAGCGUUGCUUCCGCUGCUGGAUCCAGAGGAACUGCAGGAUUUUGCCACUCCCGUUGUUGGUUCCAUGUUUUUCGAGCUUGCUCCCAAAACCAAAAGGUUUUCAGCAGAUAUGUUCAUAACAGUCCUCCAUGGAGAGAAUGAAAAGGCCCUUUUCAACAUCAACUGCAAAGUUCAGCCUCUCCUGGACAGCAUCAAGCACUGCUGUGGCUGUGAGGAGGGAGACGAAAUCGAGUUGGCAGAUGAGCAUGGCCAGGUGAAGAAUUUGCUCCAGCACCAGGAGCACUACGGGUGGCAGCUCCUGCAGGAGAGGGAGCUCUGUGUCCUCCUCAAAGUCACACGACAAGAAGGUUCCCAAGAAGCUGUUUUUACACCACUGCUGAAAAACCAGAGCAUUGUCACCCCAAAAUUCCUGGCUAAACUGGGGAAGUCAGAGGAUUCCAAAGUGUCACUGGCCAGAGGGAAAACCAGAAACUACGGCAAAAAAGCCAACUUGCUUUUGGAAGCUCCAUCCACAGCAGGUAAAAAGAGUCAACCACAAGGCAGCAAGAAUAAAACUCUGGGAUCCACUUCCAAAGGAACUGGGAAACACUGAUAAUGCCAGAUGGAAGGAGUGCUUGGAACUGAGCUUGGAGGCUUGUUGGGUUAUGCCAUGGUGAUACACUGAAUUUACUGGGCUGUUGGCAGAACCCUGAGACAGCCAAUGCCUCAGUUCUGAGAUAAUGAUCUCACUGACCCAGUGCAGCAGGAAACCAGUCUGGAGGCAGGAAUAUUCCUGGUAAAUUCACCUUGAUCCUCACAGACAUGGGGCUUGUCUGGUGGAUCACGAACACUGGCAGCUGCAGCCCCAGUUUGGCUUACCUUUAACACGGCAGUUCUAUUUCUGGGAUCGCUGAAGUGUUCAAUUAACAAGUUCAUAGUGCUUUUAUCUUUUACCUCACCAGUUUCUCCAAUUCACUUUAUAACUCCUGAGAUAGCUCCUAUCUUCAUGGGAUGGACCCUGGCCCAGCUCUCACAGACCUGUUGAUUCAUCAGUCCUGCUGAUUUGCUGUGCUGGGCACUUGAAUAUCCACCAGCAUUAGGAACAUGUGUACAACUGUGUGUAAAAAUGCACAUCAUCAUGCAAAACCUAUAGAUAAACCUUUCUUCCUCAAGGCUUUUCCUGAAAAAAUAAAACAAGCUGUAAAACCUAAUUACUGAGGGCAUAGAUUUUCUGUCUACAUCACCCAGGUGUUCACUGAUCUCAGAAAUAUUCACAAUUUUAAAGUCACAGAACUGAGUUUUCUGCAGCUCUUUUGUUGCUGCAUUUUGUUCAAUUUUGAAUUGAACAAAAACAUCUCCAAAAUGUAUUUUUUAAUUGUGGUACCCAAAUAAGCAAAGGGCUGUAGGGAUUUCCCAGUAAGAUCCCCAUGCUUGUGGCCAUAGAGUGAAGAUUCCCUGUGUUUGUUUACGUGAAAAUUACGUGACAAUUGUGGAAGUUUUUAGCUGUUCAUGUCCUGGGAAAGUGGUGUCCAUAUUUUAUACAAGGAGAAGAAAUUAAGCAGGACAAAAUCUUUCUUAAGUCAGGUUUUCAGUCCAGUCAUUAGAAGGACGGGAAGAAACACAAAUUGAGGAAGGAGAAACUUGGUUUUCCUUGUUGCCUUGUGCUGGUUGGGAGCAUUAGACCCUGAAAAAGUGAGGUCUGGAAAUUCCACUUUUAUCCACCACAAGCAACAGGCCUUGAUCCCCAAUCUCCCCCUUGCCCAUCUGUCAGCCAGUGCAAGUUCUGACAAAUCAAAGCCCAAAAAUACCACAAAAUCUGCACUGCUCCCUGGGAGAAAUCUGCUGCAGCCCAUCACUUCUCCACCUCCAGAGCCACAGAGCAAACAAGCCUUCCUCCCGUCCUUCCCAACCCACACCUGCAGGAGCCAGACUGGCAGAAAAGCUGCCACUAAACCCAUUUCUUGGCAAGGCAAACACAGAUAAGGUGGAGAAGGUUUUCCAUGUGCCCAGCUCUUCCUGAAUUCCUCUGGAGAGCCCAAAGAGUUGAGUCUGGCCUUUGCAAGCGGCGCCAGGGAGGUGUGAGCUGAUAAUGGGGCUGUGGUCAACAAGGAAGUCCACGUGUGGUGUGUGGGUCAAAGGCUUCCUGGAGCUCUGGUCAGGCCCUUUUGAGUAACUAAAUUGUUUUCCAAAAGCCUGGAGCACUGAGCUCUCCAGGAUCCAGGUGUGAGGUGAAGGGCAGGAAGGGCGAAUGGCCACAGCCCUCGAUAACCUGGGCUGACAGAGGGGCAUGGGCUCAGCGAAGACGCCAGGGGAGGGAUCAUGAGGAAAAGGGGCAGAAGUUGGGAACUGGAGCUGAAAAAAGACAUGGCUCACUCUUAUCAAGCGCUGCUGGGAAGCUGGGUUUACUCCACGUGCAGGAAAUUUUGAUAUAUGUUGCUAUAAAUGAGGUCAGGACCUGUGGGGUUUCUUUUUUUUUGGUCAUGUCAGAGGAGCCAGAGUUUUUUUUUUCUCCUGUAGCCAAAGGAGGGUUGCAAGCUCUGUAAACACUCCUUGAUCUCUUUCCUGGGGAAAUAAUUUUAAAUUUAAGAUGUAGAUGUUAUUGGAUCCAGAGUAAGUCCAUCAGCAAAUGUUUCCCAUCAAUGAUUUACCACCCUGAGGAGCUUCACUGCAGCGUAUCUACCUGUGUUUUGUAGGUCACCAGUAACUACGAACCAGGAACAUUUUGUACUGUUAUAAAUCCUUUCCUUACCUUGGCUUCUCCAGCUGUUCUCAGCAAACUGCAGCUUCAAACCCCUCAGCUGAGCUCAGAAAUAAAGUAUAUGUGCAGGGAAUCACCUCUCUUGCGUUUUA